Auanema sp. JU1783 is the source of this 624-nucleotide messenger RNA. The record is from the annotation of a GenBank genome assembly. Lineage: Eukaryota; Metazoa; Nematoda; Chromadorea; Rhabditida; Rhabditidae.
AUGAAUUAUGUGUUAAUCUUUCUUCUUCCGUUACUUUCAAACGUCUUGUGCAUCGAAAACGAUUGCAUAGACGGUAUUGACAACGUGAUUCAUGUUGAUUCCUAUGGCGAAAAGUUACAUGUCGAAGUUAGAAAUAUUGUCAUCUUGGUCUAUGAUAUCAACAUGAAUCCUUCUUGUAGUGAAGGAAAAGUCAAUGUAGUUCUUCCCGGCUACUUCCAUAUUAUUUCUGGAGAAGUUAUCAAUAACCAUGGCUAUGAUUUGUUCAAAUCAGGAAUUGUAAAAGCUUCUGUAGCAUUGAAUGACCGAGAUUUGUGCUUAGACGGUAGUAGCACGUAUGUAUUCAUUCCUAACAAGUUUUGUCGAUUCAAGAUAACUUCGUUCGUUCCAUCUGAUAUGUGUUUAUUAUUACAACAAAAGGGAAAUCACACUUUGGAGGAAGUUGAGGAAAAACUGAAUUUUAACUCGAAGUUAGAGUUACCACCUUCACCUUCAUUUCUGGGAGUCGAAUUGUUGUCAUUAUUAAAGGGUAACUAUAAAAUAAAAAUUACAAUAUUUUCGGAAGGUGAAAUGAUAGUGCAAUUCACCAUCCCGUCAAAUUAUACUUCGAUUCAGAUGGGUUUAUAA